UUCCUCUCCCCCCUGGUGAGGAAUGUGUCGUCCUCCUGCUGCCCUGCUGUCUAACACGUUUAGUGCUGAGGUAAGUUCAAAUGCGGAUGUUACUCGACGUGUAACCGGAUGAUGUGGUAAAUAAAGGUCAGUAUUUGGAGUAAUGUUAAAACUUUUUGCUGACGAGCAGGAGAUGAAUUUUAAGAUGUGGAAGUUGCAGCAGGCCUACCAGUCCAAAGACGGGACACAAAAGUGAAGAAAAUAAGUAAAGUUUUCCCGUCUGGAUUUCUUUAACAGUAUACCCACAUGCAGCUCAAGAGUCGUUAGAUUUACAGCAAUACAACCCAGGAUUUGUUUGGCUUUGCUGUGAUUUCACUCUUAACCUGUCUACAAUCUGAAAGACCCACAUAGGACUGAGUUAGUUAGCGUUAGCAUAGACUUAAGCUAAAGCUAGCCAUGUCAACUGAAAUAUUAAAAUAAGAGGUCAUUUUGUUAUCCUCUUGUCUUUAAUGUAACGUUACAUGGUUAAUUUCACUAUACUGCAACGUUGCGAAAGGAAAUAACUGUUGUAGUCACACAUUCUGUAUUAUUGUAAGGGUACUCUAAAAUAUGGUUAUUGCUAGCAUACAUAUGAUAGGCUUUCAUUAGUUCAGACGGCAUUUAACGUUAACGUUAAUUUCCGUAUAAUUAUGAGAUUGUUUAUGGAAAGACAGCUGAUAAAUCCAGCAAGAAUAUAAUUAAUUUAAUCAAGACAUUGUGCUUCAUGAAGAAUGAAUUGGUUAAACAGUAACUUUAACCCCCAACUGUGACUUAUUGUAAUGUUUGAAGCCCAAGUCCCUCGUUCUACUUGGAGGAGUACUCCGCUCCAGGUUUUCCAUCAGACCGCUGAGCUGACUUCGAUGGGCGGCAGGUAAAGUCUCCCCUGAAUAUCUGGCUCCGGUUCCAGUUGCUACAGGUGGCUGCAGUAUUUUCCGGGCUUUCAUCGAUACUUUCCCUCUACUUUUCCUUGUUUUUUUUCUUCUUCUUUUUCUCCCCAGCCUGCACUCUGUCUGGUUGAAUUUGAAUAGACUUUGGGAGGCAACGUCUCCAGCGUACAGCAGCAAACUCUCACGCUUUGAAAAACAAAAAAAUAUGGCGGGAUUGAAGGAUAACGCUGCCUCGCGAAUAGUAGCAGCCAAAGGACGUUGAUGCGUCUUGGAUUCGUUUAUUUUUAUUUUUUAAAGCUUAUUGCGUGAACAGUUUUCGGUCCCGCUGGAAUUUACUGGUCUGAAAUAAAUAUGCCCUUUCCCCAGAGGACCAUCGAGCCGCGGCGUGUUGGUAGGUUAUCGGCGAGAGAUGGCUGGAUACAGAGAGAAGAAACCGGGAGACGCAAACUGCGAAAACCCGUGUUGUUCUCGUCCCUGGACGAGGUCUGCUGUCACACGUUGACCAACAUAAUCCACCAACUUUCCGACCUUUCUCGACAUGCCGGCGACAUCUUCCUGGCCAUCGAGGUGGAGGCGGGGAUGGUGUUCAGGAGAUCCUGCAGGAUCCAGGGGAGGCUGCAAAAGCUGCAAGUUGAAGUCGCUCAACUGGAUGCCAAGAAGACUCAAAUCCCGGUGUCCAACCUGGACGAGGAGAGCAAGUGGACGGUUCAUUACACAGCGCCGUGGCACCAGCAGGAGAACGUCUUCCUACCGGGCAGCAGGCCGCCCUGCGUAGAAGACCUCCACCGCCAGGCCAAAGUCAACCUUAAGACCGCCCUGCGAGAAUGCGACAAGUUGAGGAAGGAUGGUUUCCGGAGCUCUCAGUACUACUCCCAGGGUCCCACCUUCUCUGACCCCUUACAGUCCACCAGCAGCCUUCAGGAUGAGGAGGAGGAUGACAUUGAUAAGAAGUCCACAGCGUCCUCAGCGGAGGACAACAAAUCCCAGCUCUCCAUGAGGCCCCAGACGCCGCAGGGGGGCGGCGAGGGAGGGGAGAGGUACGAGGUUGACGGACAGGUUGUAUGGAACCGGGGCGCGUCCCUCCCCACCCCAGAGGAGAAGAUGAGGCUGGCGGCCCGGGCCGUGCCCACCGACAUAGUCCCCAUCAACGUCACAGGGGCAGUGUUUGACCGACAGGCGAGCAUCCGGCGCUCCCUCAUUAACACAGACACCGUGUCCCGCCGGCCCAAGAAGGUCAAACGCAGAAAGACUAUAUCAGGGCUGCCUGACAACUUCAACCAUGAGCUAGCAGCUAAAGGAUACGGCGGAGAGCUCCGGCCGCAUUCCAUGUUCAUCCCGGGGCAGUACUCCACCUUAGGCCGAGUUGGGAGUGUCAGCUCCACGCUCCGACGCUCAGAGACGAGAGAAUCCGGCUGCCAGACGGAAAACGUGAAGGUUGUGCCCCCGUCCAUGAGACGUAUCCGGGCUCAAAGAGGACAGGGAAUCGCCGCGCAGAUGGCCGGCAUUUCUACUUCCUCCUCGACGGGAAGCAUAUCCGUCGCGAGCAGUGACAGCUCCGGGAUCUUGAUGCUGCCUCAGUUUAGUAGAGACGCCUCCCGUUUCCACAGUCUGCCCCGACCAGGCGCCCGGGUGUCCCUCAGUGCCGACCCCAUUUAUAGCAGCACCCCCAUCAGGUCUGAGGAGCAAGCUACACCUCAGAGGCAGAUCAGCAAGCUUCAAGUUGAUGACACAGUGGUGCACAUGAGAAACGCGCCGCGGACGGGCACCCUGCCUCGGCCCAGGUCUCAGGAGCUGAGGGGCACGCAGGCCAGUGAUUGGGGCGGGGGUCCAGCGUGCGUGGUCUCCCCGCACGCCGCUUACUCCACCUCGUUCAUCCCCAAUGCCACCCUGUCCAGCUCCUCCGAGGUCAUCAGCCUCAACACCUGUGGUAAACUCCCCCACUCCCAGGCCCCCGCCUACGCCACGGGGCGAGCGCUCGGUGUCGCCUCCUCCACCGAACCCAGGAUCUCCAGUCCGACCGCCUUCUCCCACAGCUUCACCUGCCCGGCCUUGGCCACUUCUACCCCCGCGCACACGUCAAAGGAUGGCGGGCAGGAAGUGGCGAGACCUGCCAGUGAGUCGGGUCACUCGGACAGCAGCAUGCACAGCCGCAGCACCUUGGCGCCCACACCUCCAUCCGGUCUGCCGGAGGAGCCGUGGAUCUACGACACGCCGGAAAACGUGGCGGUUCCGCACCGCACGCUGACCUCCAGCUGCUCCAUUCCCAUGAACCAGCUGUACAGCAGCCUGGAUCACUCCUCCAGGACCACCACUGACUCCAGCUCCCUCUAUUCCCAAGACAACGAUGGAUACUACACCUCCAUGCACCUGGACUCAGGCCUGCGCUCUCGCAGCCACGGCAGCGGGCACGGCGCCGCACCGGGACGGGCCACCAGGCACAGCAUGUACGAGUGCCGCGAGGUGGCCAAUCGGGACGACUCCGGGAGCUUGUACAGUGACCGCUCGCUGUCCCGCAGCAUCUCCCUGCGCAAGUGCAAGAAGCCUCCUCUGCCGCCGGCUCGCACCGACUCCCUUAGACGCAAGACUUCCGGGAAAAAGCCUCUCGGAGGCGUCAGCGCCCUCGGCGGCGCCAAGGAGCCAAACGGGGCCAUGCUCAACGAGACUCUUAUCGCCAGCUUGCAGCAGAGCCUACAGAUGGGUCUGAAAGGCGGGAAAGGAAAGGGGGCUUCACCUUCUUCCCCCUCUCACAGCCCAAGUAGCGACUACGACGACCCUUGGGUGCUGCGGCCGCGCAGCCAGAGCAGCAUCAGCGCGUGCAGCUCCGCAGCGUCACUGUUGGCUAACGCCAACUGUGGGGGCGUGUCCAACGUGUACUCGUUGUGCCACGUGACGCCGGCUCACAGCGACACCAGCAGCUUGCGUUCGGAGUACGCCGACUCCUGGGGCUACUACAUGGACUACCCCCGUAACCACGGCGAUCAGCGGGUGCAGACCCCUCCGGCCCACGCCCCGGAGAACCUGUCGGCCGGGGCUCACCCGGCAGAGCUGCAGAACGGAGGGGAGAUCCUGAAGAUCAGCCAGGCUCCUGAUGCCACGGGUCAGGAGGGAGCGGUGGCAGCGAAGCCCAAAAUGGCCACCUCCUCGCCGGACAGGGUGCACCGGCUGACGUCCCCAUCCAGCGGCUACUCCAGCCAGUCCAACACCCCCACAGCUGGAACCCCAGUGCCCUCGUUCGUCAGGUCCAUGUCUCCCUCGGGCGGACGGCCGAAGCCCAAAGUCCCCGAGAGAAAGUCCUCCCUCCUCUCCUCCCUAUCCAUGUCCUCCUCUUCCACCUCCCUGUCCUCCAACACCUCGGACUCACUUAAAAGCUGCGGACCUCCCCCUCCGCCACCUCCACCCUUUCCCGUCUUCUCCUCCUCGGCUCCCACCACCCCUCUCAGCCCACCUCCACCCUUCCCUCCCCCCCUGCCACCAUGCUCCAGUGGCGGCACUCCGUCGCCAGAUCCCCCGCAGCCAUCCACCCCUCAGUGUCAAUCUCUGAGCCCGCCUUCCGCUUGCUCCACCUCCCCAGAAUUCCCUCCCCCUCCAUCCCCUGAAAUGCUAAUCCAUCCCAGUUCAUCUUUCAAUGGGAGCUUCAGCCCUCCCCCUCCACCUCCACCUCCCGUCCCCUCCAUGGGUCCCCCUCCGCCUCCCCCACUGCCGGCUUUUGUCCCUCCUUCCCCCUCCCCAUCUUUUGUGAAGGCGGUGAAAGAGUCCCGGAAAGCUGCUCCUUCCAGCGGGCCCACAAAGUCACCCAAGCCCCUGAUCACCCCGUUGGCGCUGCAGAGUGUGCAGCUCCGCUCCGCCAAACGUUCACAGAAGGAGAUCAACGGCAAAUCGGACCGGACCGAGGCUCAGGCUCUAAAGUCACGGGCCCUGGAGCCGUCUCCCCCCUUGGAGCAACCUACUGCGACCCCCCCGGAAGAAGAUCCACGCAACUCCUCACCAUCACCUGUGUCGAGGCUCUUAGAAGAGUUUUCUGUGGACUGCAGAAUCACAGAUGACGCAGCAGAUAGCUCUGUCAUGAAUGGAAGAGCCGAGGACCAGAGUUACUUCAUCCUGAGCAGUAGAGAGACAUUUGAGGUGCGUGAAUCAUUGCCCGCCCCCCCACAGAGCCCCCAGAGCUCUCCUGUCAAACAGAAGCCCCCGGCGGUCUCCAAGAAACCCCAAAUCUCUUUCCUCUCACAGUUUGGCCCCAAGCCAAUCCAUGAACAGGUUCCUUCUCACCUUGAAGACACAACCGACACGUCACCAAUAGAAGACCAAGUUGAUGCGCCGCGCAGACAAAUACAGACGGAACAGGAGGAGAGUAAACGAGAGCAACGGGAGGAAGAGGAAGCUUCGGAGGGCUCGGAGAUUGAGUCAGAAAGCAGCAAAACGUCAACAGUAACCCAGAACGAGUCCUACGUUUAUGAUGAUGAUGAUGUAUACACCAAUGGAGAGGCUCAGGACGAGGACGAGGACGAGGUAGAUGGAACAAGCAGCACGACUGGAUCCAUCAGCUCCAAGGAGGACGACGCUGGUGAGGUGUUCUACUCCAGUGCAGCCGAAUCGUCUCCGGCGCCGUCGGCCAACGGGGCGUCCGAGGAGAACAUGGUGACCCCGACUCCCUCGCGGCCCCGGACCACCGAGGACCUUUUUGCUGCCAUUCACAGGUCCAAGCGCAAGGUCCUGGGUCGCAAGGAAUCUGAGGAGGAAAAGUCCCGGUCCGAGAGCCAGCCUCAAUCGCCCCCCGUCACUCCGUCAGGCGGCUCCCCGGCCACGGCGUCCCCCUCGUCCCGCCAGGCGGGCUCCAUCCAGCGCAACCUGCGCAAGUCCUCCACCAGCAGCGACACCUUCAAGGCCCUCCUCCUGAAGAAGGGAAGCCACUCGGGGACCAGCUUCAGGAUGUCGGCCGCCGAGAUGCUCCGCACCACCGACCCCCGCUCGCAGAGGCCGCACUCUGAGUCGGCGUUGGACUCGCCGGAGGCUUCGCCCUCGUCGCCGAUGGGGCCGCACAGCCCUUGUAACUCCCCCGGUCGCGGCAAGAGGCCGCCGGAGGAGUGGAGCCGCUACGAGGCCUUGGCCAUGUCCUCGCCGACCUCGCCGUCCUUCUCAAUGAGCGGGUUCAGGCACGGGCGCUCGCGCACGCCGCCCUCCGCCGCCAGCAGCAAGUACAACGCCCGCUGCCGGAUCCUCAGCAGCCCGAUGACGGUGAUCUGCGAGCGCGAGGGCGAGCUGGCCGAGGGCGAGUACGGAGACGCCCCCGCCGCUCCGACUCUCCCCGCGUUCAAUAACUCCAAUGGCACUUUAUCCGAGGAGAGCAGAAGUUAGACAGCAAGGACCGCCCCUUUAGAUACAAGGAGCUGAACUCACACGCUGUAAGGCAGGUGGGGGCAGGAAGAGGAGCCAAUAGAAGGCCCUCAAGGCACACCUUCCUGAGCCCCGCCCCCUCGGGUCGCAUCUGAGGCCAGUUAAAUGUCAAGUUGGAAUGUGAGGUCAGAGGUCGCCCGGUCACGGACCAGACUGAACUUAGUCCAAAGUGGAGAACUGUAUCUGCUGCACCUUGUCGCUGCUCCCGUGAUUCUGGCUUUGUCCUCCUGACUCGCCGCGUUCAAAGAACGCUGUUGUUUUCCCGCCUGGUUUCUCAGUUUGUUUCCAUUGUUUUUUUUGUUUUGUUUUUCUUUUCUCACUAUGAUGUCAAUAACGUGCAGGAAUCUUUCUUGGAAGGAUAAGCCGAAGGAAGUGAGUCACAAGUUCUCGUAACUCGCGGUGCUAUGGGGCUGUUCGGAGGUCUGGCGUGCUGGACGCUCGCCGUGGGAAUCUGCUUCUCACCGGUUGGCUCUCUCCAGGAGGAGGAGGAGGCGGACGGCUCCACGCUGAUCGGCAGGUUUCGCUUACUGCUCUUAGUCUGAGGUUUGGUUUGCAGAGCCGGGAUGUUCUGUGGUGCACAGGAAGCGCAGAAGCCUCAGUGCUGCCCCCUAGUGGCGGCCAGGAAGUAAACAACUGUAGACUCAACCAAAACAGCAAAUUCACUCAUAAAACCUCCAUUAAUUGAAUUUUAGUUUGUAGAUUUUGCAUUGUGCAUAGAUAUUUUUUCUUCGUUUGUGUCUUAAAAACGAUGUUUUAAAAAUUGUUUUAAUAAACAAGUUAUGUUAUGACGUG
Messenger RNA from Pungitius pungitius (ninespine stickleback), 7088 nucleotides. It is a transcript of the gene nhsl1b, whose product is annotated as NHS-like 1b. The coding region runs from base 1257 to 6257 and encodes 1666 amino acids. Gene Ontology annotation, biological process: cell differentiation. The record is from RefSeq and is a predicted model, not a curated record. The transcript has 8 exons. NCBI's taxonomy places the organism in Eukaryota, Metazoa, Chordata, Actinopteri, Perciformes, Gasterosteidae.